Penicillium concentricum is the source of this 1428-nucleotide messenger RNA. RefSeq names its product aldehyde dehydrogenase family protein. Gene Ontology annotation, molecular function: aldehyde dehydrogenase (NAD+) activity. The coding region runs from base 1 to 1428 and encodes 475 amino acids. The transcript has 3 exons. The record is from RefSeq and is a predicted model, not a curated record. NCBI's taxonomy places the organism in Eukaryota, Fungi, Ascomycota, Eurotiomycetes, Eurotiales, Aspergillaceae.
AUGACGCGAAGUGAUCUGAACUUUGAAAUGUUUUACAAUGUCGUUGAUGGUGAGUGUCGCGCCUCCGACAAAACCACAUUCAGCGUUGAUCCUUCAACGGAAUCCAAGCUAUGGGACGUGCCUGUGGCCUCCGCGCAAGACGUGAAAGACGCCGUCCGCUCUGCAAAUAAAGCCUUCAAGACCUGGUCUGCCACUUCUUUUGAUGAAAGAUUGAGCAAGCUAUCCCAAUGGAAGGAGAUCUACAGGCCAUCCAUUGAAAACUUCACCAAGUUGCUCAUGGCAGAGUGCGGAAAGCCGCGUGCUGUGGCGUCCGGCGAGGCAAACGAGAUAUUGGCUCUAUUUGACCACAAUCUGCAGCUUCGCAUGCCGGAAGAGCGAAUUGAGGACGAGACCCGCAUCCAGACUACCCGCCAUGUUCCUGUCGGAGUCGUCGCUGCUAUUUGCCCAUGGAACUUUCCUCUCGUGCUGUCUGUCGGAAAGAUCUUACCUGCCUUGUUGACCGGAUGUACUAUCAUCGUCAAGCCAUCUCCCUUUACGCCUUACUCGGCACUCAAGAUGGUUGAGCAGGCACAGCAGAUCUUCCCUCCCGGUGUCGUGCAGGUUAUUGGGGGUGAUGACUCUAUUGGUCCGGCGCUGGUCAACCACCCCAAUGUCAACAAGAUCACCUUCACGGGUUCCAGUGCCACUGGAAAAAGAAUUAUGGCUUCGGCAGCUGGGACAUUGAAGCGUGUGACUCUGGAAUUGGGAGGCAAUGACCCGGCCAUCAUUUAUCCCGAUGUGGAUAUUGGGAAGACAGCCCCGGAAGUUGUCCAAGGCUGCUUCGUCUUCUCCGGGCAAGUGUGUGUCGCCACGAAGAGAGUUUAUGUGCACGAGACCAUUUAUGAUCAAUUCCUGGAGGCCAUGGUGGAUGCAGCUUCUCGGAUGAUAGUUGGCCAGGCAGGAAAUCCUAGUACGACGAUAGGUCCUAUGCAAAACAAAAUGCAGUAUGAGAAGGUCAAGGAAUUAGUUGCCGACAGCGAAGCCCAAGGCUACAAGUUUGCUCUUCCGCCGCAACCCAUCGUGUCUGGCAAGGGAUUCUACCUCUCACCCAGUAUCGUCGACGACCCACCUUCUAACUCUCGAAUCGUUCUUGAGGAACAGUUUGGCCCAAUUGUGCCAGUUCUCAAGUGGACUGAUGAGGCGGAUGUCAUUGCUUGUGCGAACGGAACUAACUCCGGACUUGGAGCGUCCGUAUGGAGUACUGAUGUUGCUCGGGCGGAGCGAGUUGGCCGGUUGAUGCAGGCCGGGAGCGUAUUUGUGAAUUCGUGGGCGAAAACCACGCCACGGGCGAUGCUGUCGGGACACAAGGAGAGCGGAAUUGGGGGCGAAUGGGGUUCUACCGGAUUCCUUGAGUACUGUAACACUCAAGUCGUGCAUGUCUUCAAAUGA